Messenger RNA from Pelodiscus sinensis (Chinese soft-shelled turtle), 1452 nucleotides. NCBI's taxonomy places the organism in Eukaryota, Metazoa, Chordata, Testudines, Trionychidae. The record is from RefSeq and is a predicted model, not a curated record.
CACGCGCCGGAGCGAAUGCGCCGAAUCGUUUCGGCCGGUAUUCAUGACACACUGUUGAUUAAUUCAAAACUUGCCAGCAAAAAGGUCACAAGUUUAGAGACAGUUAGGAUACCAAGGAGUAACAUUUUGGACAGAGUUCAGAGUUUUUUACCACAGAUGGCCCUUGCAAACAGUGAGCUAAGAAGAGAAAUGGCAACAGCACCUGCUCAUCAAUUUGAUAUUGAAAAUCUAGACAACUGCCUUGAAAAUAUUAUAGAGAUGAAUGUGGCUUUGGUUGAGUUAAGUGGCUCUGACACAGAGGAUGAAGAAGAAAUAAUUUCAGAAGACAGCUCAGAAUCUGAAGAGGACAACUGUGCAAUUGAUGAAGUUACCAUAGACACCAUCAAGUUUCCUAAACAAAAAGGAGAAAAGGGCAAAAUAGAAAUUUUGGACAAUAAAGUACCUGAGUAGAUAGAACUAUUUUCAGAUUUCAGUUUUUAAAUGUAUUGUGCAUUUUGAUUACUUUGAAGGUUUGACCUUUAGAAAACCAGCUAAUUUACAAGUAUGUGUCACCAGGAAACUGGCUAACUCCUACUGACUUAUGUCACUGGGAGUACUGUGUUUUGGAGGAUAGAGAGUUUCUUACGGCUGGAAGGAAAGCUCGAGCACUUAGAAAUAAGUCCUGAUCUAUCCCCCAGGCUGUAUAGAAAUGAGUUACAUUAGGUAGUCAGAAUGGGGAAGAAACAACAAUUUGAGAGGCUACACUGUAAAGCUAAGCAAGAAUGUGAAGUUCUUGGCCUGUUGUAAAGUAAAGGCUUACUAGGGUGUGGAGUAUGUACUUCUGGAGAGGGAAAUAAGUAGACAGGAGGAAGACAAAGCUUGUUUUUUGAGAUACUGUACUAUUUAUAUACUUAUCUUCACUAGUAAAUACUACAGAUGAGCAGACUUAGUGCUUCAAGAGUUAAAUCUAAGGAAAUAUGCCUAAUUAUGCCUUGAUAAUUUGAUAGGUUGCAAUUUAGACUAUUACUGUAUUUAGUCAUGUUUUGCUUUUCAGAUGUAUCUGAAUGGCUUUGUAUACUAUAACUUGUUUCUCAAAGAAACAGUAUUUUGUAUAAUUUAAGGUUAUAUUACUGUAUUUACUCAGCUAGUGACGAUUAAGUAUUAAAUUGCCAGAGCUUGCCAAACCGCGGAGAGCCCCGCUCGCCAGCCGCGCUGUCCGGCGAUCUGCGCAUGCGCAGAUCACCCGAACCUGGCUCUUCCAGGUUGCAAUCUACUCGCCAUGGGCGAGUAGAUUGAAAUUUGCAGGGCUCGACAAAUAAUGCGAUCGGUCACAGGAUUUAAAACAUUUUAUUCUGCGUUAACUUGGAACAUAACUGUUUGGAACAUUUGAUCAAGGUAAUAGUAACAUUUUCCAUCUUUGUUGAAGAUAAUUAUCCUUUCUCUUUAUUAAAAGGAAAAAUAAAUUGUACUGGU